CAGCCAAAUGCUAAACAUGUCGCUCCGAAACUACCACAGACUACGUAUACCAUUAACACAAAUACAAAACCUCCAAGCAAAUAUACAAAAAUCCUGUUUAUGCGGGAAUAUUUAUUUAAAUAAGUACAAAUAUGAUAUAAAGCGGGUGCACUCCACACAUAGUGACCAUAGACAGAAGGCUGUGAUAGAAACUACUAGUGUCAUAGACAAGUUAAGUAUAGACAAGAGAGGUCUGGAGCUCUGGAGGGUGAAGAUAGACCCAUAUGUAAAGCUAGCAAGAUGGGACAGACCUAUAGGUGUCCACCUCCUCUACUGGCCAUGCUCCUGGUCCAUAGCGCUCGGUUCACUCCCCGGGACAGUGCCCUUAGAAACCUCAAUCAAGAUGGCGGGGCUGUUCCUGGUGGGUGCGGGGUUGAUGCGGGGAGCGGGGUGCACCAUCAACGACAUGUGGGACAGGGACAUUGAUGCUCAGGUGGAGCGUACCAAAGACCGCCCGCUGGUGUCCGGAGCCAUAUCCACGAAGCAGGCGGUGGGCUUCCUGGCUGUUCAGCUCUCGUUGGCUCUAGGAGUGUUGCUGCAGCUAAACUGCUACAGCGUGGCGCUCGGCGCUAGCAGCAUGUUGUUAGUAAUAACGUACCCGCUAGCGAAGCGUUUCACGAACUACCCGCAAAUCUUCCUGGGCGCCACGUUCAACUGGGGCGCUUUACUGGGCUACAGCGCCCUACAGGGCGCAAUAGACCCGGCGGUGUGCUUGCCGCUCUACUGCGGCGCUCUGGCGUGGACGGUGGUGUACGACACCAUCUAUGCGCACCAGGACAAAAUGGACGACGCGCGCAUAGGCAUGAAGUCCACCGCGCUCACGUUCGGCCCAGCCACCAAGCCGGCCCUCAGCGGAGCCCUGGCGCUCAGCGCCGGCUGCCUGCUGCUGGCGGGCGCCGGCGCGGCGCUCCAGUGGCCGUACCACGCCGCGGUGGGGGCCGCCACGCUCCAUGCGGCGAGGCAGAUAUACACCCUCAACCCGGACAACCCCACAGACUGCGCGAUCAAAUUCAAGUCAAACACUCUCAUUGGUUUAAUCAUCCUUCUAGGCAUUUUAGGAGGGGGUUAUACACAAUACAUAGACAACAGAGCGAGGCAUAGAGGUAAGGAGGACCUCAGUGUUGCCAGCAGCUGUUUAUUUGGGUAA
Cydia amplana is the source of this 1186-nucleotide messenger RNA. RefSeq names its product 4-hydroxybenzoate polyprenyltransferase, mitochondrial (gene Coq2). Gene Ontology annotation, biological process: ubiquinone biosynthetic process. Lineage: Eukaryota; Metazoa; Arthropoda; Insecta; Lepidoptera; Tortricidae. Gene Ontology annotation, molecular function: prenyltransferase activity. Gene Ontology annotation, cellular component: mitochondrial inner membrane. The coding region runs from base 8 to 1186 and encodes 392 amino acids. The transcript is spliced from 6 exons. The record is from RefSeq and is a predicted model, not a curated record.